CGGCCGCGGCGAUCGGCGGCGGCGGCGGCAGGAGGAGGAGGAGGAUGACGGCGAACGGGACGGCGGAACCGGUGCAGAUCCAGUUCGGGCUGAUCAACUGCAGCAACAAGUACCUGACGGCGGAGGCGUUCGGCUUCAAGGUGAAUGCCUCGGCCGCCAGCAUGAAGAAGAAGCAGAUCUGGACGCUGGAGCAAGACGGGGAGGACUCCAGCGCCGUGCUGCUCAAAAGCCACCUGGGCCGCUACCUGGCAGCCGACAAGGACGGCCGGGUGAGCUGCGACAGCGAGGAGCCGGGUCCCGACUGUCGCUUCUUGGUGGUGGCUCACGGCGACGGGCGCUGGUCGCUGCAGUCCGAGCCCCAUCGCCGCUUCUUCGGGGGCACCGAGGACCGGCUCUCCUGCUUCGCCCCCGCCGUCUCGGCUACCGAGAAAUGGAGCGUCCACCUGGCCAUGCAUCCCCAGGCCAACCUCUACAGCCUGGCCCGCAAGCGCUACGCCCACCUGGGGCCUCGCCGCGACGAGCUGGCCGUGGACCGCGACGUGCCGUGGGGCGUCGAUGCCCUCAUCACCCUCCUCUUCGUGGAGCAGCGGUACAGCCUGCAGAGCUGCGACCACCGCCUGCUCCGCGGCGACGGCCGCCUGGUCCCCGCCGCCGAGCCCGGCACCGCCUUCACCCUCGAGUUUCGCUGCGGGAAGGUGGCCUUCCGCGACGGGGAGGGUCGCUACCUCGCCCCCUCGGGACCCAGCGGCACCCUCAAGGUGGGCAAGAGUACCAAGGUGGGCAAAGAUGAGCUCUUCGCCCUUGAGCAGAGCUGCCCGCAGGUCGUGCUCCGAGCUGGCAACGACAGGAAUGUCUCCACCCGGCAAGGGAUGGACCUCUCAGCCAACCAAGAUGAGGAGGGCGACCAGGAGACCUACCAGCUGGAGAUCAACAAGGACACCAAGAAAUGCGCCUUCAGGACCUACACUGGGAAGUACUGGACCCUCACCUCCAAUGGGGGCAUCCAGUCCACCGCCUCCACAAAGAAUGCGAGCUGCUAUUUCGACAUCGAGUGGUGCGACAAGCGCAUCACCCUGAAGGCUGCCAAUGGCAAGUACGUGACAGCAAAGAAGAAUGGGCAGCUGGCAGCCUCCAUGGAGACAGCAGGCGAGACGGAGCAUUUUGUGAUGAAGCUGAUCAACAGGCCCAUCAUCGUCCUCCGCGGCGAGCACGGCUUCAUCGGCUGCCGGAAGGUGACCGGCACCCUGGACUCCAACCGCUCCUCCUACGAUGUCUUCCAGCUGGAGUUCAACGACGGGGCCUACAACAUCAAGGAUGCCACCGGGAAGUACUGGAUGGUGGGGAGCGAGUCGUCCGUCACCAGCAGCAGCGACGCCCCCGUGGACUUCUUUUUUGAGUUCUGCGACUAUAACAAAGUGGCCAUCAAAAUCAAUGGCAAAUACCUGAAGGGCGACCACGCCGGGGUCCUCAAGGCAUCUGCCGACACCAUUGAUGCCUCCACCCUCUGGGAAUAUUAAUGCACUUUAGCGUUCCUCCCAUUGCCAACUGCUCUUUCCCCUCCUCCCUCCUUUUAAUCUCUUUCGGGUUUCGUUUCUCCUCUCUGUAAAAAGGAUUUUCAGACCCACUUGCCCUUCCUUCCUGCCGUAGAGUUGGUGCGUUGCGUGGGAGGUGGGUCUCCAUAAAUCUCUGUAAGAACUGGAAAAGUGAUGGGGCAGCCUCCCUAUAGCUCUGUAGAGGGUCUGUCUCUGUCUCCCCCCCUGCCUCCCUUCAGGUUUGCUGGGCUUGGAAACUGCCGUGCCCCCUGCUCCUGGCCCCCAGCAUCACCUUAGGUAGUUUGUUUUCCCCUCCUCGACUGAAAAAAGGGAAGAAGAUCACCUCUGUGCUCGCUCUGCCAUAUCAGCCCUGGUGCCACCUCUCUCUGUUCUGCCAGUGUCUCCCAGAGCACCCGUCCUGUCCCAUCCUGCCCUGCUCCAGCCAGGAGCAGAGCGAGGGUGCUGGGCUCCACCAGCUCCUCCCAGCUGCCCCUGGCAGUUUCUCUCCACUCCUGGCUUUCAGGGCAGGAUUCAUCCCCAGCUGAGCCAUAAGAGGUGACCUUACAUAUCACAGCAUCCCUGGGGACGGGGCUGGUGUGCACCAGCUUGUGUCCCCACGGAAGGGCCAGCAAGCCAACCCCUUCCCCAUGCAGCUGGAAAUUAUUUUUUAGGGUGAUCCCAUCUGGAAAACCUCAGCCUUUCAUCUCAUAGAGCCCCGUGCUCCUUGUGUCCUUAUGCCCCUCCUUGUGCUUCUGGCUCUGGAGGAGCAUCGUGGAGCCCAGCUUGUGCCAGGGCUGAUCCUGUGGCUGUGCCUGGGAGAGGAUGCAGGGUUGGGGGGCACAGAACAAGCUCGUGCUGGGCAGGGGGCUUCAUCCAGCCCAUCUCCAGCACUGGUGGGCUUUGGUCCCUACAGGAGCCCGGCUGGCCAGUGCAACCCUCCUGGGUGGUGGCUGGAAGCAUGAACUGCAGAUUUUGGUUUACAGAAUAGAAAAGUUCUUUAGCAAACUUUGCACAGUGAUAUUUGCUCAGUACCUUUUUUUUUUUCCUCUCUCUCUCUCUCUCUUAAAAUACUGGAACAGUGACAUGGAUCCCUGAGCACCUCAUGCUGGAUUAGGAUGUGCCCAUUCCCAUGGGAUCCCCUGAGCAGGGCAGCUCCUGGUCUUGCACCUGGCCUUGGCUCUCCUGCCAUUGCAACCCUACUGGGGGGAAAAAAAAAAAAAGGAAAAAAAGAAGACCAAAACAGUAUUUUUGUUAGUCUCUAUUUAUAUAUGCUCUCCAUGGCACUGUGGUACCAGCUGUUGUCUGUACUAGGUCUGCAUUAGAGUCUAACGCUGUUUGUGACGGGUGAUGCUGAGGUGUUUGUUAGGGUGUUGAAGGGCACUUGAUCCUUUGGGGCCUUCCCGGGGCUGCUGUUUUGCUCCCUCCAAACACCCCAAGGAGCCUUUUCCCCGCCCCCCAGGGAGGCAGCACGGGUCCCCCCCAGCCUGCCCCACACCAAGGGUGCUCACGGCAUCGCUGCCGUGCCAAAACAGGGCCAGUCCCUACUGCUGGAGGUGAGGUAGGGGCUCCUCAGCCUUAAAGCCACGUGGGGGAACAACCUUCCCUCCAUAGGAGCUUGGUGCUAAACUCUCAGCUGGGAGAGCAAGUGACCUGUCCCCUGCCAAGGGGACAACUCCGGGCUGGGGUCCCUUGCCAGCACAGGGAACCCCAGCUGGGCUCUACCUCGGCUCUGUGCUCACAUCGGGGGCUGCCCGCGCCGCCCGGGGACCAUCACGGCCCCUGAAGGACCGAGUGUCUUGAUGAAGCCCUGAGUGACCCUGUGACUUGGCACACACUUCUUGCUGGCCUUCACCCCACCCCCCCACCCCCGUGUCACCUCCUCCCUGUCCCUCCCAUCGCGGUUCAAACCAUUUAACUCCCGCUCCGGCUUCUUCCAUCUGACACUAGGUCAACAUCUCUCCUGUCUCCUCCUCCUCGGGUGUCGUGACUCGCUGAAAACAUCUCACUCUGAAAAUUUUAAGUUUUGGGUUUGUUCGGGUUUGUUUGUUGUUUUUUUUGUCCGUUUUGGUUUUUUUUUUAAUUAUUAUUUGUUGUAAGUGCCAUUUGUAUAACUUAAAAAGAAAAUAGCUUCAAAUGGAGAAAGAUGAAUUAAAAAACAUAAAUAAAACCCACAUUCGGAUACAAGCA
This is a messenger RNA of Apus apus (common swift), 3719 nucleotides long. It is a transcript of the gene FSCN1, whose product is annotated as fascin actin-bundling protein 1. The coding region runs from base 45 to 1517 and encodes 490 amino acids. Gene Ontology annotation, biological process: establishment or maintenance of cell polarity; actin filament bundle assembly; cell migration. Gene Ontology annotation, cellular component: lamellipodium; actin cytoskeleton; growth cone. The record is from RefSeq and is a predicted model, not a curated record. Lineage: Eukaryota; Metazoa; Chordata; Aves; Apodiformes; Apodidae. Gene Ontology annotation, molecular function: actin filament binding; protein-macromolecule adaptor activity. The transcript is spliced from 5 exons.